AGAAAAAUGGCUGCCCCCUUCUACGAAGCACGUUUUCUAAUGUCUCUGUGAAUGUUCGACUUUCAGUAUUUGUGCGUAUAAUUUGCUAAAAUAUUUAUUCAAAAUGAGACCAUUAACUGACGAAGAGACGAAGACAUUCUUCGAAAAACUAGCAAAGUACAUCGGAGAAAACAUAAAGUUGCUCAUUGAUAGGCCGGACGGUACUUACUGCUUUCGUUUGCACAAUGACCGGGUCUAUUAUGUUAGUGAGGCGCUGAUGAAAAGAGCAGCUAACAUCUCACACGAUAACCUCGUCAGCUUUGGAACCUGCUUCGGAAAGUUCACCAAGACGAAAAAAUUCCGGUUGCACGUCACAGCUCUUGAUUACCUCGCUCCGUACGCCAAGUACAAGAUAUGGUUGAAGCCAAGUGCAGAGCAACAGUUUCUCUACGGCCAUCACGUGAUGAAGUCUGGUCUGGGCCGCAUCACAGAGAGCACGCCGCAGUACCAGGGACUCGUCGUAUAUUCGAUGGGCGACCUGCCACUGGGUUUCGGCGUGCUGGCGAAGUCGACGCAGGACUGUCGCCGUGCCGACCCGAUGACGAUCGUCGCGUUCCAUCAGGCGGACGUCGGUGAGUACGUGCGCAGUGAAGACACGUUGACGUAGUCACGCUGACGUAGUCACGCUGACGUAGUCACGCUGACGUAGUCACGCUGACGUAGUCACGCUGACGUAGUCACGCUGACGUAGUCACGCUGACGUAGUCAACGCCAACACACCGCCCCCCCCAUCACACGCAAGCAACGACGACAGCCUCCACGUGUGCGUAACCAACGACGACAGCAUCUAUGUCUUCGUAACCAACGACGACAGCCUCCACGUGUGUGUAACCAACGAUGACAGCAUCUAUGUCUUCGUAACCAACGACGACAGCCUCCACGUGUUUGUAACCAACAACGACAGCAUCUGUCUUCGUAACCAACGACGACAGCCUCCACGUGUUCCUAACCAAUAACUACAGCAUCUUCUAUGUGUGCAUAACCAACGACGACAGCAUCUGUGCCUGUAACUAAGGACGACGAUCUCAACAUGUUCGAUACCAAUGGCGACAGCCUCUGUGUGUGCCCGUAACCAAUGACAACGCCAUCUACUUGCAUGUAACUAUUGAUGAUGCAGCUCCACCCUGAUGUUCUAAUAAUUUUCAAUUCGUGUGACGUCUGUCAUGAAAUCAAGCUGUAACAUCUGUAUAGCUAGAUGGCAUUGGAGACUGGUAAAGUCAUUGGAGGACAGUGUGUGAUGAGAUCUGUGACAUCACGGCAAACCCUGAUGAUAAGUGGUGGCAUCGAAUAGGUCAUGACGACAGUGUGUGACGUACUGCUAAUGCUGUACCCUGUCCCCAUUGUAUCACAAUCCACAUUGCCGACGACAACCAUGGCAUUGUAAUUGCCUUCUAGGGUAUACAGCGAACCAUCCAUCAGGGUGUACUAGUUUAAUUUAAAAAUGUGUUUCUUUUUGCUUUAAGUUAGAGAUUAAGAGGAUAUCCCAUUGUGAGAUCAUUUGAUGGCUUUAAGUACAUUCCAUACAGACGGUUUACCGGAAAACGGCAAAGACUGCAAUGGUAAACUGGUUUGCUGUUUUUCGUGUGGCAUGGCAAAAAUAUAAUCAGCAGAUUGUAAAAGUGUUCGUUAUAUGGAGUAAGAAAUUGGUAAAGUUUGGAAAUUAAAAUUGUGACUCGAAAGACAUCACAGUCUACUAACAGGAAACACAACAGUUUAUAAAUAAAUGAUUUAUAAAUCCAUAAAAA
Molecule: messenger RNA, 1784 nt
Organism: Priapulus caudatus
Lineage: Eukaryota; Metazoa; Priapulida; Priapulimorpha; Priapulimorphida; Priapulidae
Product: 60S ribosome subunit biogenesis protein NIP7 homolog
Exons: 5
Coding region: 104-646 (180 amino acids)
Biological process (GO): ribosomal large subunit biogenesis; ribosome assembly
Cellular component (GO): nucleus; nucleolus; preribosome, large subunit precursor
Molecular function (GO): RNA binding
Source: RefSeq, a predicted model, not a curated record